AUAAUAAUAAUGAUAAAUAAUAAUGCGUUUAAUUUGUGCCGCACUUUUCAUUCAUGGUUUAACUUAAAGUGCUACAGUAUUAAUAACAUAGUUACACUUCAUGCACAGCCUGAAUGACAAAGAAGAGGUUAAAGCCACAGCAUAUGUUGUUUAGCUGCUCUUGGUGCAGUGCAGACGGGGUUUUUUUGUUUGCUGGAAGUGUAAAUUUUGGGGUUGUUUUGCAAUAUUUGUGAAUAUUGGAUCGACUUCCAUUCUAGCGGCUCCGUGCCGUUAUGGCGCCUCCUGCUUCAGCCGCUCUCUCCGGCUCUGAGCCCACCGGGGAUCAACCCAGACAAGACCGGACACCUUUUUAGUCACAGUGAAACCGGAGAAUGGGACCACUGUGGCGCAACCGAGCUGGGAAUAAGGAGUUAUUUAUUGAAAGAGGGGGAGAAAAAAGCGCGCCGGACUCUCUCUUUCUCUCCCCCCCCCCUCCCUCUCUCUUUCUCUCUGUCUCUCUGUGUGUGACCCCGUUUCUGAAGUCCCUUGUUGCGGUUCGCCCGGUCGAAGACAAUUGAAAGCAAUCAGGAUCCAGUUGCUGUCUGGCUGCACGGUGCAGCAGCAGCAGCAGCAGCAGCAGCAUGAGGCUCAUUCAUUUAAACUAAAUAUAACCCGCCUGCUCGCUGUGCAGUCUUGCCUUGUGCAUUUGUCACAGUUGUAAACCGAGAGGUCCAGUGAGGCAAAGAAGCCAUUUAUUUAUGAAUGAGUGUAAAUUUCAGAGUUUGCAUGUGUGCAUCAGCCUAUAUAUAGAUGCCUAAUCUGUCCUCCAUCCUUCCCUGCCUCUCCAGCUGUGUUUAGGUGCUCUCUCCCAGCCCCUCUCUGGAUGCAUCAGACUCCUCUGCCCCGGGGCCCUGGACCCGGUGUGUGACCCCGCCGCCCUCGCCCCGUUCCCCCUCUCUUCCCUCUCCCUCUGCCCCCAACUCUUUUCCACCUGUCCACCUCGGCGCUCCUGCUCCGGGCCCCCUGCCUCUCGGCCAGAGGGCAGAGGCAGGGGGCCAUGGCGCCAUGGUAGCCUCCGGUGGACGCAACCCCCUCGCCAUGAGCAGCGGGAUCCCUCCAGAGGGCAGGGUUCAGGGGUCGAACUUUACCCCGCAUCACUACAAGCCCUUCAGCUCGCAUGCACACUACCAGCAGGUGAUGCGUGCACUGCGUAAGCUCCAGGAGAGUGGGUUUUACUGGGGGGCUGUUGGGGGACGGGAGGCCAGCUCCUUGCUACGCUCUGAACCCCCGGGCACUUUUCUGAUCCGGGAUUCCUCCGACCACCACCACUUCUUCACCCUCUCUGUCCAGACGGUCCGUGGGCCCAAGAACCUGCGCAUCCACAGCGAGGGAGGCGGCUUCUUCUUACAGCCGGACUCCCAAAGCACCCAAGAACCCCCGCAGUUCGACUGUGUGCUGAAACUCAUUGCGCACUACAUGGGGAAAGGGCCUGAUGCUGCGAGGAACAGAGAAGGAGCGUGUGGCGGGAACUCAGAAGAAAUGAAAGCGCCCAGUGUGUAUCUGAUCCACACCGGCGGAGAGAGGAUUCCCUUGGAGUUGCGCCGACCCCUCUCAAGUUCUCUCUCGUCCCUGCAGCACAUGUGCAGGAGAACCCUGAAUAACAGAGGCUUUGGGGGGUCGGAGCGAGCCGAGCAGCUCCCGCACACACUUAGAGACUUCCUUGAGGAGUAUGAUGCCCCCAUAUGACUGACAGGAACUGCAGAGGUUCCACCACAUGGACCAGACACCCGGAGGAAGGCACAGACCAGUACUCAGCGCAUACGUGAAUAUGCCAUCAUAUACUGACCAGAGUUAGCAGUCAGAAACCAGUGAGGUCAGAAAUCAUCUGUUCCCAGAUCUGUUUCAACACUGACAGCCAUCGUCUACCUAACAGUCUCCCUCAGACCUGUUGUCUGGGGUGAGGAGUGUGAUUUGGGUAACCACGGAUACCUUGUCCGUCCUGCCUUGCAAAAAAAAACUGACCACUAGUGUGAGUGGCAGAUGAAACCAGAGGUUAAAGGUCAAUGUUUUCUAUGACUGACUUAGACGCAGAGCAGAGCCUCGUAGAAGAUUAACCCGAUUGGUCAAUAUUAACGAUGAACACACCGCUAGUGAUCCCCUGUUGGUUUAAUAUGCUUUAGCAGAAACCUCUCCUCUCCUCUGUCAGCCUGACAUUUACAACAUUUUGGAUCACUGGACGGACAGAAAGACAGAAAUGAACAGAAAAGGUGAAAGAAAAUAGUGCAACAGAGAAAAAGCAAAGUCCACAAGAGGGGCCCAAAGCAGAGAACAUACAGAAUUUGUGUGUCUGAGUGUAUGUGUGUGUGUGUGUGUGUGUGUAUUGUGGUGGUGGUGCGCACAUUUCCAUUGCUGCUGCUUCCCGCAAAUGUUGCCUCAUAGAGGGGGAGCAGGGGGGUGGUCAUGCACGCUAUCUCCACACACGCACACACGCACACACUCAGGUGCAGGCCCACAUGUAGAUUUUGUUAGUGUGGGAGGAAAAGGGGGGGAAAAACAGCAUUACAAAGCAUCUUUUCCCUCUCCACUGUUUAUGUCUUGGUUCUCCUUCAUUACCGAUUCCCUGCCUUUCCUUUUUUUCUUUUUUUUUUUUUUGUGUGUGUUUCGGAGCUGCAUGUGCGCUUUGACAGUGACAGAAAACAGGCUGCUGUUGCUGAGACAAAAGCCUUGGCAAGGGACCAAACAAAACAGUAGAACUUAUUUUUAUCCAGACUGGCUGGAAAAAUGUCAGCGACACUGUAAAGCUCCUUGGGGAAUGAUGAUGAUGAUGAUGAUCCUAGAGAUUGGUGGUGGUGGUGGAGGUAGGGGGAGGAGGAGAGGAGAGGAGGGUGAGAUGAGGGAGUGAACGAAGGAGAAAGAAGAGCGGGAAAUGGGAUUAGGAAAAAGGAAACUGAGGAGGACAGAGUGCUGAGGAGGGGGGCUAGUGUAGAGGAGAAGGGGGAGGAGACAUACUGGUAUACAGCUAAACAAAAACAUUGACGUGAUUGAUGUCCCAGACUUAGAGGAAGUGAUAAAGCUCAACAGGACGCGGCUCCUGUAAAUAUAAAGCUUGGUUUGCGCUCAGACAAGCCAAAAAGCUUCAUGUGAAAAAGAAAGUUUAGACCGAGUCUUAAUUCUGUCUGUUUCACCCCUCUCACGGGGGAUUUCUUCUUUACAUUAUCAUCUCAAGCUCACUUCUUUCUUUGUGGUUUGUUUAUGUAUAAGACCUUUUCCCAAACUGCUCUCCCGACUCUCUUAUUUUCACCAUUCAUGAAGGAGACAAGAGAGGAAAUGAACUGUGAUGUGAUUCUGUGGACGUAACUGCUAACUAAAGGUGUUUCUCUAGCCCCCCCUUCUACCUUCCAUCGUUACCUCUGAAACAGGAGUUUGGUUUGUCUGUCUGAAUGUCAAAAAGGGAACACAAGUCUUCCCAAAAAUCGAUUCUUUAAAGAAAAAAAAAAAGAAAGAAAAAAAAAGCCUUUUAUAAAAACAAAAUGUAAGACUCGGAUUUGAUCAAAAUGGUUUUCACUUAAACAGCGCUCCUCAUACUUACCUGUGAUCCAUAUUGGAGUGGUAGCCUUUCUCACAUUAAACAGUUUUUGUGAUCUUAUGUGACCACUUGAGGAAAGAGUGCUGAAAUAUACCAUCAUAAUACAUGUUUGUCUGUUGUUUUUUGUUUGUUUGUUUGUUUGUUUGUUUUUUUUGGUCAAAUCCCAGUCUUUAUUUUAUUUUAACCACACACAUCAUGUUUGUACAUGUGUCUCACCAGUCGACCUCACGUGUAUGUGAAUCAUUUGUCUUUUAUAAAGACUCUUGCAAAAGGCUGGCCACUAGUCUGGCAAAUACAAGCUGUAAUAUCUGAAACGACAAAGCAUUACAAAAGAAAAAUAAAUGAAAAGGAACGUUGCACAUAUUUAUAUUUCUAAGAUAUUUCAAUAAUUUAUAUUAAAGAGCACUAUUUUUACAAAAG
Thunnus maccoyii (southern bluefin tuna) is the source of this 3985-nucleotide messenger RNA. RefSeq names its product suppressor of cytokine signaling 3b (gene socs3b). Gene Ontology annotation, cellular component: phosphatidylinositol 3-kinase complex. NCBI's taxonomy places the organism in Eukaryota, Metazoa, Chordata, Actinopteri, Scombriformes, Scombridae. The record is from RefSeq and is a predicted model, not a curated record. Gene Ontology annotation, biological process: intracellular signal transduction; phosphatidylinositol phosphate biosynthetic process. Gene Ontology annotation, molecular function: 1-phosphatidylinositol-3-kinase regulator activity. Bases 1045 to 1725 code for a protein of 226 amino acids. The transcript is spliced from 2 exons.